CUUCAUUUUAGGCAAUGUUGAUGCUAAACUUGGUCAUAGUUUUCUUCCAUAUUUGUGUUCGUAAUGCCAUGGGAUCAACGUUUUCCGAGAUAGAAGACCCUGACACCGACAGUAAAGCUGAUGACCCAUUCCUAGUGGCCGUGUUUAAGGCAGAUGCAUUAUAUGACUCGGACAGCGAAAAUGAUAGAAAACCCAUCAGUCAUUUUGAAUGGGAUGACUUUGAUUAUAAGGAUUACAAUAACAACUUCAAAAGUAAAGUCUCCAACUCAAGUUCUAAAUCUCGACACAACGUGGUAGUGGAUAAGCCCAAAAAGUUACAAGAGAAAGCGGCUCCUGCCGUUUCCUCUGUUAGCCAAGCCGCCCAAGCAGAUUCUUCCAUUGAUGAUUCUGAUGUUGAGUCGGACUACUCAGAUAGUUCUAGUACGUUGGAUGAGGAAGUGGUAAACUCCAGCGAUGAUGUCGAUGUUGAAGGAGUCAGCUCCAGCGAUGAAAAAUAUUACGCCAGCCAAGCACUAAAAAUAAAACCGGAUGUCACCAAGGUGGCAAGUCACGUGGAAGAUCACGACUACGCCGCCAAGCCGCCAAUGCUCAGCACCCAAACUGUCCACUCACCUCAAGCUAAAACAACAGCAAGAUCAGUUCAAGAACCUGCAAGUUGGUCCUCAACGUAUGUCAACAGUCCUAGAAGACGCGCCCCAACAGUCAAUCCGCCUAAAGCUAAAACAAAAGCAAGAUCAGCUGAAGCCUCUGCAAGUUUGUCUCGAGCACGUGCUCUGAAAACAAGAGAAGUCUACAAAGCCUUCUUCGGGAGCCCUGUUAGAAAUGCCAGGAAUUCCAAGCCUUCUGCCUAUGCCACUUCCGCUAAGCCCAAGCCAGGAACAGCUGCCCACAAAAAAGAAAGUCCCCCCAUUGGAACCAAAAAACGAGGAAGGCCGCCAAAACGAGUGCUUCCAGAAUGUCACGCAGCCAAGACAAGUUUGACAAAGAAAACGAAGCCGAAUACUAAGCCAAACGUCAGCAUCCUUCCGUUCACCAAUCCACUCGCCAACGAGUCUGUAGUAGAAUCCACAGCAAUGCGAUCUCCUGAUGAAGCUCAUCUGUACGUCCCGACAAGAAGUCUGAUGGAAGAUAAACAAAAGAGACUGAACGACAUGGAGAGGAGAAGACGGAGGAAUCUUAAGGAAGCAUUUUUGUCCCUCAAAGAUCUUGUGCCGAGCCUUGCUUCAGUGCAGAAUGCACCGAUUCAGCAAAUCCUCAAGCAUGCUGUAACAUUCAUUGAACAGCUGAAUCGUCGGGAAGCCCUGCAGCAAAAAGAGAUUGAAUCUCUCAUGAUUAAAAAAAAAAAAUUGAAUCAGCACCAGAAGUACCUAUUACUGAACCAAUAAAACACCCAUUUUUUUCCGGCUAAUUAGCAGUAUAAUAAACACACGUUUUAUUAGUAUAAGUAGUAGUAUUAGUAAAAUUUUAGUCGAUUUAAUUGCCAGUCAUCGUGCGCUACAAAAAUAUAGAUAAAACUGAAAAGCUAAUAGCAGUACUAGGUAUAUGUUACGGGCAAAGUGCUAAAUGCAGACAUUUUAUAUGACUGGCGUUUUCAAGCAAAUUAUAAAAUGAUGCUUUGAAAUGAUGCAAAGUAUAAGGUGUCUUAUUUAGAAAUAUAUUUAUUAAAAAAAUAAAAAAGUGGUUUCUUGAUACUAAAAAUACAUUUUUAAAACUCUAUGCCUUUAGAGUAGAGAAAGUGCGCUUUCAAUUUUUAAAAAACUAUUUUAAAAGUAGUAAUACACGUUAGUAAAUAGAAGUUUGUUUCAUUUUAUUUCUAACUAGUCAACACUGAGAAAUUUUAAGAUGCAGACACAUUUCGUAUAAUAACCGUGUAAAACUGUCUACAGACAACUGACAUAGGUCAACAUCAGUCUUUUAUAAUAUUUUUGUAGGAUGGUCAUCAUUUUAAAAUUUUUUUUGCUUUUUUUUUUUUAAA
Messenger RNA from Biomphalaria glabrata, 1975 nucleotides. Its product is annotated as myc proto-oncogene protein-like. Lineage: Eukaryota; Metazoa; Mollusca; Gastropoda; Planorbidae. Bases 15 to 1385 code for a protein of 456 amino acids. The transcript has 2 exons. Gene Ontology annotation, molecular function: protein dimerization activity; RNA polymerase II cis-regulatory region sequence-specific DNA binding; DNA-binding transcription factor activity, RNA polymerase II-specific. Gene Ontology annotation, biological process: regulation of transcription by RNA polymerase II. The record is from RefSeq and is a predicted model, not a curated record.